Molecule: messenger RNA, 1326 nt
Organism: Coffea arabica (coffee)
Lineage: Eukaryota; Viridiplantae; Streptophyta; Magnoliopsida; Gentianales; Rubiaceae
Product: receptor-like serine/threonine-protein kinase SD1-8
Source: RefSeq, a predicted model, not a curated record
AUGAUCACAAGGAUUGCUAGUGUUAUCUUCUUUGGCUUCCUUGUGUGGUUGUCUGAUGCAGAAGACACCAUCAGGCCGACAAAAGUGAUGGGAGAGAAUGAAACUCUAGUCUCCGCUGGUGGUGUAUUCGAGUUAGGCUUCUUCGAGGAUGCAACUUCAGGUAACAGAUUUAUGGGUACUUGGUUGAAGAAUGAUGUAAACAAGAAGGCACUUUGGGUGGCAAAUCGUGAUAAUCCCAUGUUGUCGGAUCCUUCUGCAACUCUGCAAAUAAGGGAUGAUGGGAAUCUCAUUCUCCUUGACAGAAGACAAUCACCGAUAAUUGUGAAUUCAGGAAUGAUUGCAAGAAGUGAUAAUACAAGUGCAACACUUCUUGAUUCUGGUAACUUAUUCCUCCGACAAGGUGAUCAGGUAGUAUGGCAGAGUUUUGAUUAUCCAACAGAUACUUUUCUUCCCGGAAUGAAGAUAGGAGAGUUUGGCUUGACUGCAGAAGUACCAAGAAAUCAGUCGUUAGUUUCAUGGGUAAAUCCUGAGAAUCCUCUCCGGGGAGCAUUCACGCUUGGUGUUCAGUCUGUUGAUCACAAGGCUGCAACAAAAUUGGGUGUCUGGAGAGGAUACAAUGAUCACAUGGAUAUCAGCUCAUGGGAUGGAAACAACUUUGUAUUCAUUUUCAAGAACUCGACCAAUAGUUUUAACUUUGUUUACGUUUACGUAUCUGAUGAAAAUGAGUCAUACGUCACUUUCACCACAAUUGGUAAAUAUGACAUGUCAUGGUUGGUAAUUUCCUCAAUUGGGCAUAUUGAUGAGUACACAAUGUUUAAUGGGAGUAUUUCUACAGUGAGCCAUUCCUUAUGUGAUAAAUCAAUUAUAGGCAAUUCCAAUGUGUGCAUGGACUCAGAAACUUCAAGGUGCACAGAUGGCGAUGCAUUUAUGCCGAUGAAUGGUACAUUGCCAGCUUCAAUGACUGUAGAUUUAUCAGUUGUCUCUACUGAAUGUGAAUUUUUGUGCAAGAGGAACUGUUCUUGCAUUGGAUUUGCCACAUUUCAGGAUGAUCUAGCUUGGUGCCAACUUUACUAUGGGAGCAAAAAUGACAUCUUGAACCUUACGCUGAAAGAGGGGAAUGGUACUGUUUAUGUCCGUGGCUUUGCCACCUAUCCUACAGGUGCUGUAAAGAAGAGUCUGCUGUUAGUUCUCUUAAGUGCAGUAUGUCCCCUGAUUGUAACAAUGCUGGUGGCUUUGUGGUGCUAUAGAAGAGGGCAAAUUAGCAGUCGUAGAGGUCCUCUCUGCUCUAUUUCUAUUUUGCGCAAGCGUAUUAUUUGUUACAUCUAA